UCCACCACAACACCUGCACGUCUCGACGCGGCUGGCAUUUGUUACUUCUUCUUUGCAGUCGUACUGCUACCUCUUGCCUUCUUAAACUCGUUUUCAGCUAGCAGCAGAUUUCUCGCAGCGGCGUGCAGCAGCAGUUGCCUUGUUUCAUUCGGCGCAGCACCUCUUGCUAAGCUAACAUGGCCUCUCAGAAGCCGCAAGGCCUGCCCAAUCCAUAUGGCCUUCCGAAUCCAUAUUCGCAGAAGAGUCUCCCAAAUCCUUAUGCCUCAGCAACUGUCGCCUCGGCUGCGCCUGUCAAGUACACGGAGGAGCAGGCAAAAGCCGAGCAGCAGAAGAAAGCACCUGGUAUCUACUUGAUUUGCUCCACACCAGCUUGAAACACGACUUAUGUGAACGUGUAGCUUUUCACAACCCACACAAUAUCAAACGCCCCCAAGCGAAGAAAGCUGGUGCAACCGUCAAGAAGCCCCUCAUGCCUGUGGUAUCGUCAGCCUCUUCCUCCGAUCCGGCGCCGGCCACCACCACGACGCAGCAGCAUGGCAUUGACUGGUACCGGAGCACCGCAGACGACGACGCUGCCAUCAUGGAAGAGAAGAGGCAGCGCAACUACGAAGAGAGGCAGAAAAAGAAGGAGCAGAAGAAGUUCGAGAGGCAGUUUGGACGGUGGAAUCCUCAUGCCCCGCAUAAACCCGAGCGAUACUCGAACCUGAGGGCCUACAGAGCCAGCGGGGGUUAUCGACGUAAAAAAGAAGCGUUUGGUGAUAUCUUGCGAGAGGCUACCGCCCAGAUGAAACUCCUUGCACAAGCCAAAGCGUCCGACGGAUCUCGACCGCUAUCUUCAUCAAGCGCUAAGCCACCUACGUUUGCUUCAAUGCCAUCGUUUGCCCCUCCACCCUCCUACGCCGACCCUACUGCUCCUCCACCUGAUCAGUCUGGAGAAGAUGCUUAUGCUCGUCGCAUGCAUCUCUUACAACAACAGCAAGGCACCCCUCCUCCGCCUCCGCCAGCCAUGCAGUACAGCGCACCACCCCCGCCACCCCCAGAGCCCUCGCACACGUUUCCUCCUCCACCCUCGGUUACGGAUGACUUCGCUCCACCUCCACCUCCUCCGCCGACAUCGUACGCAGGUGCAACCAUCUCCGCGCCCCCGGUUCGCUAUGCCAAUGCGACCAUCUCAGCCCCGCCAGUUCGCUACGAUCGUCCUGAUGUACCGAUGGCAGACGCCAACAACGAACCAGACUACGAUGAGCGCCCCGCGAAGCGUCCUAAGAUCAGCAAGGCAGAAGCAAUGAUGGCCAAGAUGGGUUACAAGAAAGGUCAAGGUCUGGGUAAAAACAACGACGGCGUCGUCACUCAUCUCGAAGUGAAGAUGCGGAAAGUGCCACAAGGUGCCAGCACCCUGGACGACGAGGGAGGCAAAGUCAAGUCUCAGCAAGUCUGGGACGUGCGUGGUGGCAUGCGGACGCAGAAAGACGAACCUGGGCAGUUUGGCGAGGAGUCCUGCGUUGUCGUCACCUGGGGAUGCGUCGAAGGCGUCGAUUGGGGUGCCAACGCUGACCGUAACGAUGGCGGUAUUCGACAGGACAUGGGCGAAGCUUUCAGCGCCAAGUUUGGUCCGGUCGAGCAUGUUCAGCUUGACGAGAACAACGACGACGGCGUGGUUUACAUCCAGUUCAAGUCCGUCCUGAGCGCUCUCAACGCUGUCAAUCGAUUCGAUGAAGGGUGGGAGUUCAGAGGUAGGAAGAUCCGUGCGAGGUACUACGAUGAGCGCAAGUUCCAUGCUGGCAUAUAUGAUCAUUAGGGCCCCGUCACCCUGGUCGUGUUGGCAUGUGUAAUGCACGCGAGUCAUAUUUCCCUUGGCGGGAUGAGUAACGAUACGAUGUAACAUUAUACUUUGGAAGGUAUGGAGGCGCUCCGUCUCAGAGAAGUAAACUUCUGGCACUACUUCGUCAUGUCGAGGUGUCCAAGCAUGUAUGAGUGUUCAAAUGCGAGUUUACUAGAACUAGUGGAAGGGCUCCCGUCUCGGAAGCUAAACACUUCUGGCCCCAUUCCGCAGUUCCAAGUCAUGCUUGUAGUAACACUCAUUCAAGUAGCACAUGUUUCUGCUAGAAUUACAAAUACAACGAUAGUUGCCCACAUGUUUUUGUGUAGCGGAAAACAAGCUGUGAACAAGCGUAGAGGAGCAGAAAUGGGAUUCGAAUUGUAGAGAUGGAACACUUCAGU
Molecule: messenger RNA, 2220 nt
Organism: Cucurbitaria berberidis CBS 394.84
Lineage: Eukaryota; Fungi; Ascomycota; Dothideomycetes; Pleosporales; Cucurbitariaceae
Exons: 2
Coding region: 470-1798 (442 amino acids)
Biological process (GO): mRNA cis splicing, via spliceosome
Cellular component (GO): precatalytic spliceosome
Molecular function (GO): RNA binding
Source: RefSeq, a predicted model, not a curated record